Messenger RNA from Tachysurus fulvidraco (yellow catfish), 3482 nucleotides. It is a transcript of the gene bmp4, whose product is annotated as bone morphogenetic protein 4. Gene Ontology annotation, cellular component: extracellular region. The transcript has 4 exons. Bases 406 to 1614 code for a protein of 402 amino acids. Gene Ontology annotation, molecular function: growth factor activity; BMP receptor binding; cytokine activity. Lineage: Eukaryota; Metazoa; Chordata; Actinopteri; Siluriformes; Bagridae. Gene Ontology annotation, biological process: negative regulation of apoptotic process; BMP signaling pathway; SMAD protein signal transduction. The record is from RefSeq and is a predicted model, not a curated record.
CUGCAGACAACAUCAGGCGCGCGAUCAGAGUGUCCGUGAUAAACGAGUGAUGAACUAGUGGAGAUAGGAGCCGAGUGUCUCACUGGUGUUUUCACCGUGAAGCUCAAUGGACUCAGGUGUGUCCGUAUAGAAGGACUUUCUCGGGACUAAUACCCCAAAGGCUUGACGCUUUGCUUUUUGCCUGUAUAUCCCGAGUGUUUGCUGCGCGCUGUAACUGUGGAAAGCGCCUUCGCUCAGUUCAUUUGGUAUUGAGGAUACGCUUCGCGCAUCUACCCAUGGACAAGACUCUCUCCUGUCUCAAGCAGCCUCCCAGCACCACGUAGCAUUUCCUUAAGGAACCCGUCCUGCAUCGGCUCCCAACAAACAUGGACUGUUUCCCCAUGAUUUAUUUUCUGUCGAGACAACAUGAUUCCUGGUAAUCGAAUGCUGAUGGUCAUUUUAUUAUGCCAAGUUGUACUGGGAGAGCGCAGCCAUGCUAGUCUAAUACCCGAGGAAGGGAAGAAAAAGGCGUUGGGUAAUCACCCGGGUCAGAGUCAUGAACUGCUGCAGGACUUUGAAGCCACGCUGCUGCACAUGUUCGGCCUGCAGAAGCGGCCACGGCCCAGCCGCUCGGCAGUGGUGCCCCAGUAUCUCCUCGACCUCUAUAGGCUGCAGUCAGGAGAAGUGGAAGAGGCUGAAGCUCACAAUGUCAGUUUUGAGUACCCUGAGAAGUCAACUAGCCGAGCCAACACUGUAAGAGCAUUCCAUCAUGAAGAGCACAUGGAGCAAGUGCCAUCAGAUAGACCACACAGCAUCGAGACCCCUCUGCGCUUCUUCUUUAACCUCAGUAGCAUCCCUGAGGAUGAGCUGCUUUCCACAGCAGAACUUCGGCUGUACCGGCAGCAGAUUGAGGAGCCUGGUUUGGAGACCUGGCAUGUAGAAAAUGAGGACCUCCAUAGGAUCAAUGUGUAUGAGGUGCUGAAGAUGCCACGGCCUGGGCAGCUGAUCACACGCCUCCUGGACACGCGCCUUGUAAGCCACAACACCACCAGCUGGGAAAGUUUUGACGUGAGCCCAGCUGUGUUGCGUUGGACCCAGGAGCGACUGCCAAACUAUGGACUUGCUGUAGAGGUUCUGCAUCUGAACCAAACACCACGGCACCAAGGCAAGCAUGUGCGCACCAGCCGCUCAGUGCACCACACUUCAGAAGAAGACUGGGACCAGCUGCGUCCUUUGUUGGUAACUUUUGGUCACGAUGGCAAAGGCCACCCACUGACACGCAGGACCAAACGCAGCCCCAAGCAGCGAGGCCGCAAGCGCAACCGCAACUGCCGACGACAUACGCUGUAUGUGGACUUUAGCGAUGUAGGCUGGAAUGACUGGAUAGUGGCACCACCGGGCUAUCAGGCCUACUAUUGCCACGGGGACUGCCCCUUCCCUUUAGCUGACCAUCUGAAUUCCACAAACCAUGCUAUUGUACAAACACUGGUCAACUCAUUAAACAGCAAUAUUCCAAAGGCCUGCUGUGUGCCCACUGAGCUGAGUGCCAUCUCAAUGCUCUACCUGGAUGAGACUGACAGGGUAGUCUUGAAAAACUACCAGGAAAUGGUUGUGGAGGGCUGUGGCUGCCGCUAGCUGGGUUUUAGAAUUAAGAAAUACUAGCACAAUGAAGGCAAGAUCUAAUUGGCCCCAUUGUAUACCUAAAUAUUUUCACUUGGAUGCUUAUUUAUAACGUUUAUGUUGAGAUGUUUGUCUGUCUACUUUUUUGUUUCCUUGACCAUAUGAUCAUAUAUUUCAACAAAAUAUAUAUAUUUAUAUCUACAUAUUAAAAAUAAAAGUGAGACCUUAUUUUAAACAUUAAGAAGAAGCUGUACAACUUUUCAUGGUGUAUAUUAUAUUGUAUAGGAGUUUUUAAUAAGAAAAUAGCUUACAAAUUCACCAAACAUAAAGUAUAUAUACUGAUAAUAUUUAUUUCUUACAUACUAUAUACAUUUACAAAACAAAAAAAAAAAAAAAGGAAAAGAGAGAAAUGUUUAUCUUCCCAGCCAAAUUCCUAUAAGCGGAUAAACAAAUGCAACAAACGCAUAAUUUCUGUAUGGAAAUAGAGCACUGUGUGAAAUGAUCAACUAACUGGUUUGUGUGAUAAAUCAGUUGAAGAAAUCAUAAAUGUACUUUGAUAUUAUUAUUAUUAUUAUUAUUAUUAUUAUUAUUAUUAUUAUUAUUAUUAUUAUUAUUAUUCACAUUUUCGCCAACAUUUAGACAUGUGAUUUUUGUUGUUGUUUUUUUUUUUUUUGGAUUUUUUUAGCUGUCCUAUCAGUGUGUGUGUGUGUGUGUGUGUGUGUGUGUGUGUUUUUUUUAUUAUAUAUAUAUAUAUAAAUUGUGAAAGGUUACACAACAACCUGACAUGAAAAUAAAAAUAAGAGGAAGAGCUCCAGACACGCCGGCUUUUGCAAGUGCGUUUAAAUCGUACUUAGUUUACUUUCCUUUAUGAAGAUGCAAUUAGAGUAGCUGAUUAAGUGUGACUCCUUUACACGUUUGCCGACGUGUGAUGGUUGUAGACGUGUGCUGAGACGCUGUCGACUCUCUCUGUGAGGAAUCAAAGGUUAGACCGACUGUCUCCAGCUUUUGUCUCCCGACAGCUCCUGCCGAAUGAAAAGAGACGCCUGUCGCCAACCUGUGGCCCCAAACAGACAAUAGACUUUCUGCAUCGCUUAUUUACAGUUAGACGGCUAUAAGGACUACAGGCUAUAUUCAGUGAUAAAGCCGCUUUGAACUGCCGGAUAGUAACGCGAGUGUAAAAUGGAGGCGGAGCUCAGCUUGCUUAAGGAAAUAAGCAGUACAUAACAUUACAUGUGUAAUGUCAGUACACAGUACAGCUUGUCACUGAGAUCUUUUCAUGAACAUUAAUAACCUCUAGGUAAAGUUUUAUCAGCUGGAUGCAGUUUUAUCAACUGGAUGCAGCCAGAGAUGUAUAUAGCAGCCCAAACUGAAAAAGGAAGAAGAAUCGUUCAAACUGAUGUGUCUUAGACUAUUUAUAGUCACAAACUAAUCAUUAUUGGCUUAGCAUUAAAUUCAGCAUUCAGUCAUUAUAGAUGGUUUAUGGAGGUUUAUGAAACUGCAAUUUUCUUCACAAAUUUGGGUUAAUUAUAUCUUUUAGGGAUAUUUUCUGUUAAAUAGCCCACAUACAGCAUUUAAAGUAAACAAACUCCUCCAGAUUUAAGUAAAAUGUCUAGACUUAUCUGACGGUGCUAGUCUGAUUAGCAUAAACUGUUUACCUUUCUUCUGAAAAACCUCAAACAGUCCUGGUGUAUCUUCAAUGUAUUUUGAAAAGAUAGGCCAUUUGUAAUAUCCUUGUCUGGUUUAAAAUAUGAAAAAUAACCAAAUUGUUUUGUGAUACGGAAAAAGCUAUCCAUUUGUUGUUCAAAUGCCUGUUGAUUUUUUUCCAGACCCAAAUACGUUCUUAGUUUCAGCAAGACGACUUAAUUAUAUAUCUAUUAUUUUUA